GGCUCACAUUUACUACCUGGGCAGACCGUGAACGCAACGGGACAGCCUCCAGGUCUCUCCAGUCCUCACUCUGUGUUGAGCUGUCUGCGAGGAGGACCACAUGUAAAGUUUAACACUGACAGAAAGGAGAGAAAGGAAACUUUUUGACUUCUUUAAUUUUCUGAUUUAUUGUUAUGUGUUGGCUUCACUUCCCUCUGAGAAGAUGAGCGGCGGUGUUACGCGGACGGAGGGGAAUGGAGAAGAGGACAACAAAACUAACAUCCGAUGCAGGCGGCUUAGACUCACCCUUCAGGAUCAGUUAGGAGCCACCUCAGAGAGACACAGCAACAAGGAGAGCAGUAUAGCAGUAGUGCUGCCACAGAAACCAGAAGAGCAGCAAGAAGCUCUCAUCACUCCCACAGAGGACAAAGUUGAAGUCAUUAAGGUUUUUCUGGAAGCUCGUCCAGAGACGGCAGAGAGCGUCAGAAUGCUGACGGAUGAGGUGUCACAGAUUCAAGAGGUGAGGUACUGUCUGAAGACUCUGAGGGAGCAGAUGGCAGCCAGGCAGAACAAUAACAACAACAAGUAUCCAGUCAACGGCUUCAGAGUCAACCUGCCCAGCAGUAAACCAGCUGUCAUCAAUAGCAACACUGUUGUCAUUGAGUCAGACGCUCAAGUCGCGGAUAAUCAGGAGGAGAGUGUGAGGCUCAGGGAGGCGACCAAGCGUCUGUACGCCCAGCUCAAGGAGAUGGAGAAGAGGCACCAGGAGGAGAGGGAGAGACUGCAGGCCGAGUCACACGAGUACAGCGUCCGUCUGGCUGAGCAGUCUGAGCGGCUGGAGAAGGUGGAGGAGCUGUCGGAGGAGAGGGGUCAGCAGGUGGAGGAGCUGCAGAGGCUGCUGGCGAGCAUGGAGAUCGAGAGUGGUACCCUCAAAGACAAGAUGGCCGCAGGGGAGGCGGAGCUGCUGAAUCUCAGAGCUGGCAGGGAGGAGAGCGAGGAGAACGAGGAGAGGUGUGAAGAGCUGGAGAAGGAAGUGGCCAUCCUGAAGGAAAAGAUCCAUCACCUUGACGACAUGUUAAAGAGUCAGCAGAGAAAAGUCCGCCACAUGAUCGAACAGCUGCAGAACUCCCGGACGGUCAUCCAAGAGAGAGAUCGAUUCAUCAGGGACCUGGAGGAGAGGGUGGCUUUCCUGGAAGCUGAGAACAGAGAAAUGCAUGACCACAUGGAGUACUUCCUGGCAGGCCAGGAGCCUCCGUCCCUGAUGUCCUCCGAGAACAAGCCGGAAGUUGUUUACAGUAAAACACUCACACCGGUGUCACAGGGCAACAAGGCCCUCCCGUUCAUCAAAGUCAUCGAGAUCAAGUCCUGAAUGGAGUGACAACCAAAGGAAUGACCUGAAGUAAAAUACAGAGUAAAUAAAUACAAUAUUUAACCACCUUCCAGUAUACAAACUAUACAUCUGCAGUGAUUGAAUAAGGCUGGAUUAACAGACCUCAUGGUGACGAUGCACACUGGUCAUUAUUAGUACCUUAAAGUUACUUUUGAGGCUGUUCUGCGAACAUUUAAAGGUUCUCUCCGUGUCAAACAAAAUCUAAUAAAAGGAAAGGAUGAUACAAGCUCUGGUCGGAGCGAUCCUAAAAAGGAAACAAGGAUGGAGCUGUGCAAUGCAAAGAAUUUUACUGUACAUCUUACAUAAUAUACAGACACAAGACACAUUCUGUGCAGCGCGUAUUAUGUCAGCAAGUCUUCAGUAGAGAGUUCAGUAGAGUUCUUUGUGUUUUUUUCCACUUCUUUGCCAAGUAGAAAUAAUGCUAACAGGUCAAUGUAAAAGGUGGGUCAGGAUUAAAACCCGCUGUUGUUAUUGUAAAUGUCUCUGUUACACAUAUAUUUGGAGAAAUGUAAAAAAGAAUUAUUAAUAAUUAGUUUGUUUUGAGCUCUUCUUCUUCGUCCUUCAGACCUCAACCCUUAGCAGCAGGGUUCAGGGUCAGAUUCCUCAGUGCUUUGCACCACAUUGCCAACAGCAGAAAUACUACACUGAACUAUGAUUUAUGUUUAAUGUAUUUCUAGGACUGAGUGGGUCAUGUAUAAUAAGAGUGAUAAUGCUAUUUUAUGUAUUAGAAUCGAGUUUGCUGGAAAAUACUUAUUAAAGGUUAAUCACAGAAAUAGAAACUUGUUUUAACAACAUUUUAAUUCGGCCAAGUGUUGCCUCAACACCAUUUAUUACAUAUUAUGUUUUGUGCUAAAAGGUUGCAUAUUUAAUAUCUCUUUAAGAACUUCUUUACAUAAUUAUUUGUAUGAUUUUUUUUGGGGGGGGCUUUUUUUUUUUCUGUGAAAUACUUCCAACCCAGGCUGUAAUUUUUUAUAAACGGAGUACCCAUUUACUGUGAACGCUGUAGAUAGAUACAUUGAAGUUCAGGUUAUGUUUUGUUGUAGACGCAUCUUAUUUUAAUAUAAUUAAAUACCUGGUAGUUGGACUCAUUUGUUGCUCCUGUGAAGUUUUACACAUCUAAUUUCUAUUAUCUGUUGCUGCAUCUUUCCUCUGUAACCUUGUACUGCCACCUAGUGGAGGUAAUAAAGAAACUGACUAUAAGAA
Molecule: messenger RNA, 2572 nt
Organism: Centropristis striata (black sea bass)
Lineage: Eukaryota; Metazoa; Chordata; Actinopteri; Perciformes; Serranidae
Gene: tuft1b
Product: tuftelin 1b
Exons: 12
Coding region: 203-1348 (381 amino acids)
Biological process (GO): intracellular signal transduction
Cellular component (GO): intracellular anatomical structure
Source: RefSeq, a predicted model, not a curated record